AACAAGGCGAGAACCAUGAGCCGCGUGGGGUUCCUGGGCUUGAUCCGGGACGUGCCCAGUUACUCGGGAUUUCUUACCGUGAACCCAGACUUGGGCAGCAACAUCUUCUUCUGGUUCUUCCCUGCCAUGGAAAAUCCCAAGACCGCUCCCGUGCUGCUCUGGUUGCAGGGUGGACCCGGCAGCUCUUCCAUGCUCGGCCUGUUCGUGGAAAACGGGCCGUACCUUGUCGACAAGGGAGGAAACCUCCAAUUGCGGAAGGUCACGUGGGCGCGGCGCUAUUCCAUGCUCUACGUGGACAACCCGGUGGGCGUGGGCUUCAGCUUCACGCAGCAGGACCGGGGCUACGCCCACAACGAGAGCGAUGUAGGCCGGGAUCUCUUCGAGGCGCUGCAGCAGUUCUUCACGCUCUUCCCCGAAUACGUCGGCAACGACUUCUACGCCACCGGGGAGUCCUACGCAGGCAAGUACGUUCCCGCCAUUGGACACGCCAUCGACACUGCCGUCCAGCCACGGGUCAAGAUCAACCUCAAGGGAAUCGCCGUUGGCAACGGCUUUGUCGACCCCGUAACGAUGCUGGACUACGCAGACUACCUGUACGGAAUCAGUCUGGUGGACAGGAAGCAGGCAGCCGUCAUACGGCAGAAGACCGACGCCGCCAUCGGCCUGAUCAAGCAAGGACGCUAUCUGGAAGCCAACGACGCCAUUUCUUCGGUCUUCGACGGCAGUCCGAGCCUCUACACUAAUUUCACCGGCUUUACCAAUUACUACAAUUACCUCCUUACCAAGGCGCCCGAAGAUCAGGCCUAUUACGUUCCUUUCCUUCAGACAACUCGAGUGCGCAAGUCGAUACACGUCGGGAGCCUCCCCUUUAACGACUCUAGCGACAAGGUGUACAAUGACUUCUAUGCGGAUCAGAUGGUGUCUGCCAAGCCGUUGUUCACCCCUUUGCUGGAGAAGUACAAGGUCCUCCUGUACAGCGGUCAGCUGGAUAUCGUCGUUGCGUACCCCUUCACUGAGAACUUCCUCGCUUCCCUCAAUUGGACCGGGGCAAGUGCUCUCGCGGCUGCCUCCAUACAGGUCUGGAGGACUCCCGGAGGAGGGGACGUCUACGGCUACGUGAGACAGGCGGCCAACUUCACCGAGGUCCUUGUCCGAAACGGAGGGCACAUCCUGCCGUACGACCAACCCGAUGUGGCAUACGAUAUGAUUACAAGGUUCAUAGACGGCAAGCCUUUCGUUUGA
Molecule: messenger RNA, 1242 nt
Organism: Ixodes scapularis (black-legged tick)
Lineage: Eukaryota; Metazoa; Arthropoda; Arachnida; Ixodida; Ixodidae
Product: venom serine carboxypeptidase-like
Exons: 3
Coding region: 16-1242 (408 amino acids)
Biological process (GO): proteolysis
Molecular function (GO): serine-type carboxypeptidase activity
Source: RefSeq, a predicted model, not a curated record